GCCAAUAAGUUUUGCCAUUUUUAAUUAAUUUUUAAUACUAGCUUUGAUACAUCAAUGUUGCUUUAAACAAUAAAUUUUUUAGACAUGGUUUGAAGUAGAAUAAGGAUAAUAUAAAAUUUUCAGUAAUCUGUAAUACUAUUUCGCAAUGGACGGAUAUUCGUCGUUUCACAAUGGUUCUGUUAAAGAACCAGACUACGAUAAAUUAUCGAAUACAAUAGGAUCAAAUAUUCAAAAAAUAUCUCAAAAUGUGCUUUCUAUGAAAAGAAUGGUCAACCAGUUGGGUACAUCACAGGACUCUCAAGAUCUGCAACAACAAUUGCAUCAAAUACAAAGCUAUACUCAGCAAUUGGUCAAAGACACGAAUACAUUAUUUACAACAUUAAAGAAAGCGAAUUUUGGGCCUGAACAGAGACACUUAAAAAUUCAAAGAGAUCGCUUGGCUGAUGAGUUUACAAAUGCUUUAAAUUCUUUACAGGCUACACAUAGAGAAGCUGUUCAACGUGAAAGAAAUUGUGUCAAUGAAGUUCGAGCUGCAGCUAAACUAAAUAACUUUAAGCCACCCCCAGCUUCUAAUAAAGACCAACUCUUACCAUUCCAAUCAACCCAUAGUCAACAGCAGAUGCAGGCCCAAAUUCAAGAAGAGAUAGAUUUGCAAGCUUUACAAACUCAAGAAGAAAAUAUAAGACAAUUGGAACAUGACAUACGGGAUGUUAAUGAGAUUUUCAAAAAUUUGGGAGCUUUGGUACAUGAACAAGGUGAUAUAAUAGAUAGCAUAGAGGCGUCUGUAGAACGGACUCAAGUUUUUGUGGAGAAUGGUACGCAACAGUUGAGACAAGCUAGCCAGUAUAAGACAAAGCUAAGAAAGAAGAAGCUAAUAUUACUUUUAAUUGCGAUUGUUGUUUUAGCCAUUUUAAUUGGCAUAAUUGUAUAUAGCACCAAAUCAUAA
This is a messenger RNA of Ctenocephalides felis (cat flea), 946 nucleotides long. Its product is annotated as syntaxin-7-like. The record is from RefSeq and is a predicted model, not a curated record. Bases 146 to 946 code for a protein of 266 amino acids. Gene Ontology annotation, molecular function: SNARE binding; SNAP receptor activity. Gene Ontology annotation, cellular component: SNARE complex; endomembrane system; membrane. Gene Ontology annotation, biological process: intracellular protein transport; vesicle-mediated transport; vesicle fusion. Lineage: Eukaryota; Metazoa; Arthropoda; Insecta; Siphonaptera; Pulicidae. The transcript is spliced from 5 exons.